GAAGAAGUUGAAGGGGCUAAUACGAAUAUUCAAGAAGAUAGAGGACUCGCGGGAAAAUCAUAAAGUGGUGUCUUCAAGUUCGUUAUCGUCUCAUCCAAACGACCGGCUCUCUUUUCCCCGGCGACUGAACUUCCACUGACAACUUCAGAGAGCUUAGCCAUGCCGAUCAUGGCGUUUAUCUCUUCACCACCCUACAUUCCCUCUCUUUCUCGACCGUUUCAGAGCAACUUUCUCUUUUCUCCCAUUUCCUCUUCCUUACGGCGUUCUACUCCAUCCAGUUUAUUUGGCGCUCAAACUUUGGCGGCUUCCGGAUUUUGCUUUAGAAUACACUGUCGUGACAAAGAACGAGCUGCACCGGUUACUCAGAGCUCCGAUCCUAAGGCUGGUGUUCCGAUUUAUAAGCCCAAAACCUACGAGGUGUUAGUCUCCGAUGCUGCGAAUUCUCUUGCUUAUGCUCUGGAAGAUGGAAAGAUGCGCUUGGAGAUUGAUUUCCCACCCCUGCCUAGCAACAUUUCUUCGUAUAAGGGAUCUUCAGAUGAGUUCAUUGAUGCAAAUAUUCAACUGGCCCUGGCUGUUGCAAGGAAUCUUCAAGAAAAGAGAGGAACUAGAUCUUGCAUUGUGUUUCCAGAUAAGCCAGAGAAGCGGAGAGCUUCAGAGUUGUUCAAAACAGCUAUUGACUCGAUCGAUGGUAUAACUGUAAGUUCUCUGGACGAUGUUCCUGCUGGACCUGUCACAUCUUUCUUCAGAUCUGUUAGAAACACCCUUGAUUUUGAUUUUGAAGACGACAAUGCAGGUCGUUGGACAUCUAGUGACCCUCCAUCUUUGUAUAUAUUCAUUAAUUGUAGCACGCGUGAACUUGGUUUGAUAGAGAAGUAUGUGGAAACUUUUGCUUCGUCAAUCCCCACCCUGUUGUUUAAUCUAGAACUUGAAACCUUGCGUGCGGACUUGGGCUUACUGGGAUUUCCCCCCAAAGAUUUGCAUUAUCGAUUUCUCUCUCAGUUUAUCCCAGUGUUCUACAUUCGAAUCAGAGAGUAUUCUAAGACAGUAGCAGUAGCACCUUAUAUCGUUAAUUACAGUGGAGCAUUGUUUCGUCAAUACCCCGGACCUUGGCAAGUGAUGCUGAAACAAUCUGAUAAUUCUUAUGCCUGCGUUGCAGAGAGUGAAACAAGGUUCACCCUUGGUGAAACCAAAGAUGAACUACUGAGGGUCCUUGGACUACAGGAGGAGCAAGGAAGCUCACUAGAAUUUCUCCGCAGGGGCUACAAGGCUGCCACUUGGUGGGAAGAAGAUGUUGAUUCUGAAGUAUCUUCCGCAUGGCGUAGUUGAGCAGUACGAGUGUCGCAAUUAUUUCCUCCUCACAUUUUCAUGGCCACAACAUCGACGACAUUGGACUCCCAUUUCAAACGGAUGGCUUCUUUCUUAAAGACUCUCAUGGCUCUCUUAGAACGGUUACUGCAGGGAAAUUGUAUCAGCUCUUUCAACCCACCAACUUCAGAAGAUUGACACAGACUUCAAUCCAACUCAUUCACCUCUGGAGUUCGAGGUGAAGUAGUCUUGUACAUUUUAUAAGUCCCAAUAAAUUACGAUGUGUUGUUCAUCCUUGAUUCCGAGUUUCGUUUUCCUUUUUUCACUCAUGUUCCUUCAAAAAGUAUAAAUCAGGCAUCUCACAUGAUUUGAUCAUUGUCUAGAAUGAAGUUUAACUAUUUCCAUGCA
This is a messenger RNA of Cucumis melo (muskmelon), 1713 nucleotides long. RefSeq names its product protein LPA3. The transcript has 12 exons. Bases 160 to 1326 code for a protein of 388 amino acids. The record is from RefSeq and is a predicted model, not a curated record. NCBI's taxonomy places the organism in Eukaryota, Viridiplantae, Streptophyta, Magnoliopsida, Cucurbitales, Cucurbitaceae.